This is a messenger RNA of Nannizzia gypsea CBS 118893, 1353 nucleotides long. RefSeq lists its product as hypothetical. Gene Ontology annotation, molecular function: protein binding. The record is from RefSeq and is a predicted model, not a curated record. The transcript has a single exon. Lineage: Eukaryota; Fungi; Ascomycota; Eurotiomycetes; Onygenales; Arthrodermataceae. The coding region runs from base 1 to 1353 and encodes 450 amino acids.
AUGGGGCUUACUGAACUACCCCUUGAGUUGAUCAAGACGAUCGCUGAAGCUUUAGAGUACGAACGGGAUAUCAAUGUGCUUGUCCAAACCUGCCGACGCUUGUACCAGGCACUGAAUACCUUCCUCUACCGAAACAACAUUCGCAACUUUGCAGGCAGCGGACUUGCCACUGCCGCAGCGGCCGGUAUUGAACCCGCUGUCAAAAGAUUCCUCGAUGAAGGAGCCAAUUAUAACGCCUUUACCUCUAGGACGCCACUAAUUCAAGCAACUAUUUUCGGACAUAAUAGUGUCGUUGAGCUGCUCGUAAGGAGGUGCCCUAAUCUACAUCUAGACGCCCAGGAUAACAUCAAUUUUCGCUCAGCGUUGUUUUGGGCAGCAUCGCUGGAGAAUGAAGAAUUAGUAACAUUGUUACUUGCUAAAGGAGCAGACAUCAACCUAACAGAUGAUUACGGCGAUUCCCCAUUGAUCGUGGUAGCUGAGGGAGGGAGUACUAAAGCAGUAAAAUGGCUGCUUAAUAAUGGGGCAGACGUGGAGCACAAGAAUAAGUUAGGCGACAAUGCUUUAACAAUCGCUGUCGAAUACGGAAACGAAGAGAUUAUCAAACUCUUACUUGAGAAAGACGUUGACAUAGAUGUUAUGAAUGGGGGGGAUCAUACUGCCUUAUCCCUAGCAGCUGAACAAGGGCACCUAGGGAUAGUCAAGCUCUUAUUGCAGAAAGGGGCCUCAACCAAUGUUGUGAAUGAAAACGGCAUGAGUCCUCUAGCUGUUGCGGCAGAAGGCGGUCAUGUGGAAACCAUGGAAAUUUUGAUUGAGAAUGGGGCUGAUAUCAAUUUCCGGGAUAGCAACGGUAGCUGUCCUUUGAUCAUUGCAAUGGACGAUAAUCAUAUAUCAGCCUUCAAACUCCUGCUUGAGAAAGGGGCUGAUAUCGAGAAUGAGGAUGAUACCGGUAGCACCCCGCUGCAUGUGGCUGCACCGCUAGAGAAUAAAGAAUUCACCAAGCUACUACUUGAACGUGGAGCAAAUAUAGAAACUCAAGACUCUGGGGGGAAUACACCUCUAUCGUCUGUUAUGAGCAAAGGGUCUCUUGAAUCUGCCACGCUACUGCUUGACCACGGGGCUAAUAUUGAGACUCGGGAGGAGGAUGAGAAAACACCUUUAUUCAUCGCGUCAUGCUCUGGGAAUAUAGAUCUUGUCAAACUUUUACUUGAGCGCGGAGCCUCCGUAAACGUCAAGGAUAGAUUUGGUCGAACUCCAUUGUCCGUUGCAAUUGCAAAUAACAAUGUUAUGUUACGCGAUAUCUUGGUCGAAAAGGGUGCGUGUAGUCAUGACAUCAAUACCGCAAGUCGCAACUAG